Messenger RNA from Erythranthe guttata (spotted monkey flower), 1319 nucleotides. It is a transcript of the gene ZKT, whose product is annotated as protein containing PDZ domain, a K-box domain, and a TPR region. Gene Ontology annotation, molecular function: protein binding. The record is from RefSeq and is a predicted model, not a curated record. Lineage: Eukaryota; Viridiplantae; Streptophyta; Magnoliopsida; Lamiales; Phrymaceae.
CUUCUUGUCCUCAUGAUUCUUGAUUCUCAGAGAAACACACACAGCUCGAGGUGGAGAAAAGAUCAAUGGCGUCGAGCACCUACAUCUCUCUAUCUUCUUCUCCGCCGCUGCCAACGAGGGCAACCCCAUCUCCGAAGCUAAACCCACCGCCGUGCUGUUUGCUCAAGCUCAACCACCACUCCAAGAGCCAAUACCCACUUUCGUCUACCACUUUCUGCAAUGCCCAUUCGUCGAAAGCAUCGAUCUUGGCCGUGAAAGCUUCCAAAACCGACGCUCAGGCGGCCGGCGACGAGGAAAAAUUCGAAGAGUACGAGGUGGAGUUGGUGCAGCCGUACGGUCUGAGAUUCGCAAAGGGUAGAGACGGCGGGACUUACAUAGACGCCAUUGCGCCGGGAGGGUUUGCUGACAAGACUGGCGUCUUCACCGUUGGCGAUAAAGUUGUGGCCACCAGUGCAGUUUUCGGGGAAGAAAUAUGGCCUGCCGCUGAAUAUGGAAGAACCAUGUACACUAUUCGACAGAGAAUCGGCCCUCUGCUUAUGAAAAUGCAGAAGAGAUAUGGAAAGAUGGAUAACACGGGCGAAUUGAGUGAAAAGGAAAUUCUCAGAGCCGAGAGGAACUCCGGUAAUGUUAGCCUCAAAUUGAGGGAAAUCCAAAUGCAAAACUACUUGAGGAAAAAAGAACAAAAAGAACAGAGAGAGAAAGAUCUUUUUGAAGGAUUGAAGCUUUACAAGAGUGGAAAAUACGAAGAUGCUUUGGAAAAAUUCGAGUCGGUAUUGGGAUCGAAACCGGAGCAAAACGAAGCUGCGGUAGCGAGUUACAAUGUAGCUUGCUGCUAUUCAAAGCUUAAUCAGCUACAAGCUGGACUUUCGGCGCUAGAGGAUGCUAUGAAAGAUGGUUUUGAAGACUUUAAGAGAAUUCGGGCAGAUCCCGACCUUGAAAACGUCAGGAAAUCGGAGGGUUUCGAGUCUCUUAUGAAGAAAUUCGAUGAAUCGUUUAUCAACGAAAACGCCAUCAAUGCUAUCAAAUCUUUAUUUGGAUUCAACAAGAAAUAAAAGCUGGAUUGAGAACGCAAUUUCGAAGAAUAUUGUAUAACGAGUGAGCUGCUGAGCUGUAGAAAAGAGAGCUCCCAGAUAAUCGGAUAAUGUAUAUAGGACUAGCUCAGUCGAAUACUCGCUAUCAUUUUUUUUUUUAAUUUUCUUUAAAGAGUUAACGAUUGUUUCUUUCAAUUGCAUCCGUUACACUUGUAUCUGCUCUCUUUGUACUAUUAGAAUCUCGUUCGUAAAGUUUAAGAAGGAAUAAGAUAAUACCAUUUGUGAAAA